Staurois parvus is the source of this 262-nucleotide messenger RNA. Lineage: Eukaryota; Metazoa; Chordata; Amphibia; Anura; Ranidae. The record is from the annotation of a GenBank genome assembly.
AUUGCUGAGAAAAAUGAUCAGUUAUAAAUUACUGCAAAGGUACAAGACUCAUAUACCCCUAACCCAGGGGUGUAAGCAGGGGUGGACUGACAACUCAUGGGGCCCCUGGGCAAUAGGGGAUCAUGGGGCCCCUGUGUCCUUGCCCAAACUCAAAAAAGCCUAUGAAAAAUGUACCAGGGGCAUCUCAUGGGGCCCCCUACUGACCCCGGGCCCUCGGGCAGUGCCCGAGUUUCCAAAUGGUCAGUCCACCCCUGGGUGUAAG